AUGCGGGUCACGCCUUUUUUCCUAGCCAUAGGGCUAGCUACUGCUUUGGAGAAUGGACUUGCACGAACUCCGCAAUUGGGAUGGAAUACUUGGAAUUCAUUUGCCUGUAGUAUGAACGAGACUGUCAUUCUAGAUGCAGCCAAACGCAUUGUUGAGUUGGGCUUCAAAGAUCUCGGGUACAACUAUGUCGUGAUGGAUGACUGUUGGUCUGCCGGCCGAAAUUCUUCUGGAUACCUCAUUCCAGAUAGUUCGAAAUUCCCCAAUGGAAUCGCAGAUGUCGCAGAUAAAAUUCACAGCCUAGGAUUGAAGAUUGGAAUUUAUUCGAGUGCGGGUACUAUGACUUGCGCGCGUUAUUCGGGCUCCUUGGGAUAUGAGGAGAAGGAUGCUGCGGUUUGGGCAAGCUGGGGAAUCGACUACCUCAAAUAUGACAACUGCUACAACCAAGGUGAAGAAGGAACGCCCAAGCUUUCCUAUGACCGAUAUAACGCAAUGGGCAAAGCUUUGAAUGCCACCGGUCGCCCAAUCCUCUACUCGUUGUGCAAUUGGGGUUCUGACGGACCGUGGAACUUUGCCCCGACUAUUGCCAAUUCUUGGCGUACGAGUGGUGACUUGACCAAUGUUUGGGAUCGUGAUGAUGUCAAUUGCCCCUGUGCUGAGCUUGAUGGUCUCGAUUGCAAGCUUCCGGGAUAUCAUUGUUCAGUUAUGAACGUGGUUAACAAGGCAGUUUAUUACCCGUCCAAGGCAUAUGCAGGUGCAUGGAAUGAUCUUGAUAUGCUUCAGGUCGGAAAUGGUGGUCUGACUGAAGACGAGGCUAUUUCCCACUUCAGCCUGUGGGCAGCGUUAAAGUCACCAUUGCUGAUGACGAACGUAAUGACCAAGAUCGACGGCCCUACCCUUUCCAUCUUGCAGAAUACCGCCGUGCUAGCAGUCUCCCAGGAUCCGCAGGGAUCGAGCGCUGUGAGGAUCUGGCGUUACUACGUCGACGACGGGGAGAUCCAGAUGUACAGCGGACCUUUGAGCGGAGGUGACCAAGUCGUCCUGCUGCUGAAUGGUGGAUCGAAAGCCCGUGACAUGAACGCCACUUUAAACGACAUUUUCUGGGAGAAUGGACCCGAGGGCACUGCAUCGCAGGCUAAGAGUAGCUGGGAUGUGUAUGACUUGUGGGCCGGGCGGAUGAGCAAUGACACUGCAAAUGCGAUCAUCAAAGAUGGAGAGAGUGCGACACGACCGAUCAACAUGACGGCUGAGGGUGGUGCAAGCAAGGUCUACUCCCACGUGCCAUUGCCGAUAUCAAAGGCACUGAUGGGCUCGAAAGUUAACACGGUCAAGCCCGGUGGACGUGUGACUGCACAUGUACAGCCGCAUGGUGUCGCUAUGUUCCGUUUGCGAGAGCUGAAGUCUAAUGACGAGCUUUGA
Penicillium subrubescens is the source of this 1416-nucleotide messenger RNA. Its product is annotated as glycoside hydrolase family 27 protein. The coding region runs from base 1 to 1416 and encodes 471 amino acids. Gene Ontology annotation, biological process: carbohydrate metabolic process. The record is from RefSeq and is a predicted model, not a curated record. Gene Ontology annotation, molecular function: alpha-galactosidase activity. NCBI's taxonomy places the organism in Eukaryota, Fungi, Ascomycota, Eurotiomycetes, Eurotiales, Aspergillaceae. The transcript has 4 exons.